ACUGCUGUGUGUUGCUGUUGCUGUUGCUGUUGCUAUUGCUGUAUCUGCUGCUGCUGCCGCUCCGUACCGUUCCCGUCGCAUAGUAGGCAGCUCAGUUACAAGACCAUUAUUUGACGUAUUUUUUGCGCGCUCGGUUGGCCGUUUGGUUGGUCGCUCGGUACCUCGGUUGGAUGAUCGGUUUGCUCGGCUAUAUCCAUAGCACGCCCAUUCCCAGUCACAGUCACAUUCCCAGAGCCCCUUCCGUCGGAGCCUUGGAUACAAAGUGGAUUUUGGAAGAGAACUUCUGCAGUCUCAUCGAAUCGUACUCGCACUCGCACUCGCACUCGUAAUCGCAAUCGCACUCGCACUCGUUAACUGGGGCCGGGUAUCGCAUUCAUGAGCUGGCUCAUUGGCAUUCAUUUGGAUUCGCACGCCGACACCGCCAGUAGUGCGUCCAACGCAGUGGUCACCUCCUCAUCCUCAGCCUCAGUCUCAGUCUCAGUCGCGAGUGAUCAAACCACUUAAAUGACUCCAAAUCCUCAACGAAAGUGCUAACACAUUCAAAUACAAAUACAACAGAAAUAAAUACACGUGGAUACAGACGAUCGAUCCAUCCCGUUCAGUGCUCGGUGCAAAAGUGUUCAAAAGUGAAGAUAAUCCAGCGACACUCCACUAGGACUCCACUCUGGUCAAGUUGGUGGCAAGCAAGAUUGCUUCGUUUCGGUGCAGAAUAGUAUGCGAAUUCGUCCACAGUGGAUUCAACGAAUAAAAUGGCCGUUGGACCGACGGAGGGCAAACAGCCGCCCUCAGAGAGCUUCUCGCCCACGCACCACCAGAUUAUAGCGCCCAGUCCGAUACUGGCGGUGCCCACACUCGCCUUCUCCGCCGCCCAGGUGGAGAUCGUCUGCAAGACCCUGGAGGACUCGGGCGACAUCGAGCGGCUGGCCCGAUUCCUCUGGAGCCUGCCCGUCGCCCUGCCAAACAUGCACGAGAUACUCAACUGCGAGGCGGUGCUCCGGGCCCGGGCAGUGGUCGCCUAUCAUGUUGGCAACUUCAGGGAACUUUAUGCAAUAAUAGAGAAUCAUAAAUUUACUAAAGCAUCCUAUGGCAAGCUGCAGGCCAUGUGGCUGGAGGCCCACUACAUUGAGGCCGAGAAGCUGCGCGGUCGAUCUCUAGGACCCGUUGACAAGUAUCGAGUGCGCAAGAAGUUUCCGCUUCCACCGACCAUCUGGGAUGGCGAACAGAAGACGCACUGCUUCAAGGAGCGCACGAGGAGCCUACUGCGCGAAUGGUACCUACAGGAUCCCUAUCCGAAUCCCACCAAGAAGCGGGAGCUGGCCAAGGCCACAGGCCUCAAUCCCACGCAAGUGGGCAACUGGUUCAAGAAUCGCCGCCAACGGGAUCGUGCUGCUGCGGCCAAGAAUCGCCUUCAGCACAACCAGAACUCGGGCAUGGGCUGCCGCAGCCGGCGUGCAGAUGGCGCUGCCUCGCCCACGCCCUCGGACAGCUCCGACUCGGACAUCUCGCUGGGCACCCACUCACCUGUGCCCAGCAGCCUGCAGCUGCAGCAUAGCCCCGGGAGCACCUCCAACGGCGCGAAUGACCGCGAUGAGAGCCUCAGCGUGGACGACGACAAGCCGCGGGAUCUGAGCAGCUCCCUGCCACUGGCCUCGCCCGGCCUGACCCCGCCCCAGCUACCCCACGUCGGAGUCGUAUUUGGUGGCGCGGGUGGGGGUGGUCCACCACUGGCCGGGCCGGGGGGUUGUCUGCCGCCUUUCAAGCUGGAUGCGGCCACCAGUCUCUUCAGCGCCGGCUGCUACCUGCAAAGCUUUAGCAACCUGAAGGAGAUUUCUCAGCAGUUCCCCAUCCAGCCCAUAGUCCUGCGGCCGCAUCCACAGCUGCCACAGCUGCCACAGCUGCCCCAGCCGCUUUCCCUUAACGGAGGAGCCGGCGGUCCACCGCAUCUCCAUCAUCCCGCCUAUGCGGCCUAUGUCGAGUGCGUGCCCAGCCACGCCCAGCAGCCCCCACCGCCACCCAAGCUGCGGAUCAACUCCCCAGAGAAACUCAAUUCGACGGCGGUGGCGGCGGCCGUAGCAGGCGCGGGAGCGUGCACAGGAGGAGGAGGAGGAGGUGCGUCACAUCAUCACGAGGCAACGAACACGGGCUACCACCACAGUGGGCAAUUGCUGCUGCACAGACCCUUCUCAACGUCGCCCGAGCUGAAGCACAGUGCUCCAGAGAUCACAUGAUAUCAGCGGGUCUGAGGUGUCGCCACAUCCCCGCACCCAUACCUGUCUCCCGCCCCAUCCAUCCCCCGAAGCACUAAGGCCCAGCUAUUCAAAUUGUUUCAAUUCUAAUUCUAAGUUAAAUCUAGUAAGUUCCAGUUCGAGCAAUACUCUGAAUCAAGCAAAAUCGACUUUAGCCAGCUCCUGAUUGAUACGGAAAUCUGGAAAUCCUAUGGAAAUACCCCCAUAUCGCACCCUACACCCAACAAGUUCCAGUACUCGUACCACAGCAAACCGCAAGUGUCGCACCCUCUUUUCAAAGAUAGCCAUUUAAGCCAGUCGGACGAAGAGUUACAGUUAGUUACAGCCAGAGGAACCAGUGGGAUAUUAUAGUGACGGAGGUGAACAGUCCUCAGAGUGUCCUCCCCUGCCACCUGCCGGGGAGCUGAAUGUGAACUUGACUUCGAAACGUUUUCAUUCAGAUUUUUGUGUGUGUACGUACUUGUAAAUAGAGUUUAAGUAUGCAAAAUCAUAGAGCUUACGUAUACAUUUAGAUUGCAAUAAAAACCGAAUGAACAGUUAA
Messenger RNA from Drosophila guanche, 2787 nucleotides. Its product is annotated as protein Optix. Gene Ontology annotation, molecular function: DNA-binding transcription factor activity, RNA polymerase II-specific; RNA polymerase II cis-regulatory region sequence-specific DNA binding. Gene Ontology annotation, biological process: regulation of transcription by RNA polymerase II. NCBI's taxonomy places the organism in Eukaryota, Metazoa, Arthropoda, Insecta, Diptera, Drosophilidae. The transcript has 4 exons. Gene Ontology annotation, cellular component: nucleus; transcription regulator complex. Bases 750 to 2228 code for a protein of 492 amino acids. The record is from RefSeq and is a predicted model, not a curated record.